This is a messenger RNA of Castor canadensis (American beaver), 2340 nucleotides long. Lineage: Eukaryota; Metazoa; Chordata; Mammalia; Rodentia; Castoridae. The record is from RefSeq and is a predicted model, not a curated record.
AUGGGAAACCGGGCUUCGAGGCUGGGCUGCCUGGGGGAGAAGAAGAGCCACUCAGGGGCCCGGGCCAGGUCCCAAAGGGUCCCCUCCCCGCCUUCAGCGCCCCGGGGCCCCCUCCCACCAAGGAUCAUCUGGGCCUGGUGGGGUCCCCGUGCCAUCCAGGUGACAGAGGUGACAGAGACAGUGGUGACAGAGACAGUGGUGACAGAGGCUAUGGAGGUGGGGUUCUGCUGUCAAGAAGGGCAGCCAGCCCAGGUGUCCCCAGCACCGUUGGACACCCUGCGCAGCUGGCUAGAUGGCAUGGAGGAGCUGCAGGCCUCCCAGGGGCCCCUGGCCGCUGAUGCUACUGUGGCUGCCGCCCAGCUGCGGGAACAGGAGCUGCUCCAGCGCCUGCUGAGGGAGCGAGCACCACAGGUGGAACCAAGGCUUCAGGAGGCAGGGAGCCCAGCAGAGCUGCACACACAAUGGCACUGCCUGGUGCAGCGGGCAGAGGCCAGGUGGGGGCUUCUGGAGCGACUUGUCCCAGCAGCACAGAGUUUUGAAACAGCCUGUGACACUCUCCUAGCCCAGUUGAGCCCGGGUGAGAAGCUCCUGGCUGAGCUGUGGCAGGACCAGCCGGGGCCCGAGGGCCGGGAGGGGGCCGCACAGCGCCUGCAGCAUGUGUGCGAGGCGGCUGCGGCACACGCCAAGGACCUGGACAGGGCUCUGGAGACUGGCCAGAGGCUGGCUGAGCUGCUCACGGAGGACCAAGCUCAGCUGGUGAUACAGCAGCUGGAGCAGCUCCAGGAGCGUGUGAGGCUGACCAUAUCCGGUGUUGCCCGUGCCCAGUGGAAGCUGCUGCAUGCUGUGGGGACAGAGUCUGCUGAGCCCUCACCCCCAGCAAGCCUGGAGACCCAUCUUGACCUGGAAGGACCACCCUCAAAGCAUCCAGGGCUCAAGGACCAGAUGCAGCUGAGUAUCCAGCUGACCCACCUGGCAGAGCGACUUGAGCAGCUAGCACAGAGGGCAGAAGCCCCUGGCCAGGCAGCAGUUCCCACAAUGUCCAUCUGUGAACAGUGCCUCUCACCAGCUGUGCUACGGGCAGAGAUGGAGUCCCUGGGUGGGCACUGGUCUGAGGCUCAGGAGCAGGACAGUAAACUGAAGGCUGUGUGGGAGCCGUCUGCAUGGGGACCAGCAGAAUGGAUCUGGUGUGGCCUGGCAGAGCGCACAGCUCUUGAGGAGGGGCUGCAGCCUGCGGGCAGCCAGAUCCCUGCCUUGCAGGAGUUUCCAUGGGGAAAACAGACCCUGGUGGUCUCUUGGCCGUGGAGGGGCCUAGCCCUGAGAGGAGGGGUCACCUGUGAGGGUACCUGCUACCUGGGCUUGCUGAUGGAGCUGCUGGACUGCCAGGCUGCCAAGGAGAGACUGCACACUCUGGAGGCAAUGCUGAUGCCUGUGGGCCACCUGAUGGAGGAGCUCUUCACACGCUCCAACAGGGCUCUAGCCAAAGGCCUGCACAGUGACUUUGUGGACCAGCACAGGGUUGUGCAGGCCCAGAGCUGGGUGCUGGAGGAGCUGCCUGGGGUCCUGGGGGCUGCUGGGAUGAAACACUGGAUUGGAGCCCCAGGAGAGGCGCUGGCAUUGAGGGGCCCUGACCAGGGGCGGCCCAGGGACCUAGGGAGCAGAGCUCAGGCUUGCCUCUUGGGGCAGUCCCCAGAAGAGAUGAGCUGGAGGCCACAAUGGGCAGAGACCACCUUGGGAAGCAGGAGCUGGAUGAAGUCAGAGCCCAGAGAGAGGAGCCAGGAGGACAAGGACCAAUGCGUGCAGCUGGAGCAGGGCUACCCAGAGCAGAGCCUUACAGCCAGCAUCCUGGCAGCUGGUGAGCAGGGAAGGGAUGGACAAGUCUGGCCUGGCUGCCCCUGGAGGAAAUGUGGGGCCAUCCCCAAGUUCACUACCAAUAACCAGCAGCAGCCAUAUAACAUGGCCAGAGCAGGGGACGUGGAAGGAACGUGGACACAAGUGUCCAGAGGCAGGCCCAAGGUCCAAGGAGCCUCGGUGAGCUACGGGUCCCUGAUGGUGCGUGUUGGAGGUGGCUGGGUGGCGUUGGAUGAGUUUCUGGUCAAGAAUGACCCAGGCAGAGCAAAGGGGAGGACCAGCCAAAAGAUCCACGAGAGGUUCCUGUGCUGGGCAGGGGCUCCCAGUAGGCCAGCCCCUGAGGUCAUCACCCUGAGGCUCUGGGCCUCCAUCCACAUCGCCUCCAGCAGACCCCUGCCCCGAAAGACAGGGCUGCCAUCCACCCAGGUACACAGAGACCCCAGCUCUUACAAGGUCAAGGCCCUGGAGGGGCCCACGGAGGAGAGCCUGUGA